CCUACCUAGGUAGUCUAACUAGUGUAACCAUCGAUGAUGUAUCUCGAUAUACAUAUCACGACUAGCGGAUUCGUGCAUAUCGAUGUGUGAUCGGACCCGCCGACGUAAAUAGGGGGGUGUUAGCUUCACCGUAAGAUAGGACGUGGGUUUCAGGUUCGCAUAUCAUAAUCCUGCUACCCUACUUCGUGGGUAGUAUCCAAAGGCUCGGCACCUGGUAACAGGCUAAGGUUAAAGUUGUUGCAGAGGGAACAUGCUCCAUUCCACGCCACAUGCAUGCAGGUCUAUCGAGGUCCAGAUACUACACUUCCAUUCGCGUCAUGCCACCGGCAUCGACUUCUGGUCAGCCGAUCUCCCCCUUUUCACAUCUUCCUGGGUCAUUAUUAUCCCAAGUCUCGAUUCUCUCGAAGAUAACAUCUCCGUUCACCAGAGUUCCGCCUGGACUCGUCUUAUUCCACGCCAUGGAGAAACAUUCUCAAGAAUCUCGAGAUCCCCUUCUUCGCCAUUCUACCGAAGAGAGCACAAUUUCUCUAGGUAAUGCUUUAGACAACCAAGAAGAUGGCCACCGGCCGAUACGUUCGUGGCUGCGGGAACACGCAUUUUCCUUGGCGAUAAUAGUGUUGCUACUGUAUAUUGCUAUAGCGUUAACAGUCGAUAUCGCGAUGAAAUUUUCCAUACAAUCAAAGGAGAUAUCGGACUAUCACUUACCUUUGAUGGGAGAUAUCCUACGAUAUGAGAAAAGACCUGAAUGGUUUUCGCCUGGAUCUCCCUGGGACCAGGACCCAUCAGAAGAACUUGAUGAUGCGUGGGAUGACUUACUACAUGCUAUAAACAUCAGAGUUACUGGCGAUGAACUAGAUAUUCUCGGCAUCAAUAAAACCAACAUGGUCCGGGUUAACGGUGGCGAUUAUAUCGGGUCCAUGGGAGUCUACCAUCAUCUUCAUUGUCUCAAUAACUUACGAAUGGUGGUCCAUUGGGAUUAUUACGAGCCGAUAUAUCGGGACUCUCCAUACUUCGGUCAUCUUGGAAAAGCACAUUCGGAUCACUGUAUCAACGUUCUUCGGCAGGCAGUCAUGUGUCAUGCGAACACCGCGAUCACAACGUUUGAAUGGGUUGACGAAGAAACCUCACUCGACGGUAAAGAGCAAAGGCUAGAUGCAUCGACGACAUGUACGAAAUGGGAUAGCUUCGACAAUUGGGCACGGCAGAGGAUGCUCAUCGCGGGGAAUUACACGUACCGGCCAGGACCAUUUGAACGGAAUAAGCCGAAGGCUAAGCCGCAUAACAACAAUGUGGAGUAAAGUAAGACGGAUGAUGAUAUGAUCACUGCUUAUGUGAAGGUCGUAGGACAUGAUAGCGAGAAGUCUAGAUUGGUCCGGGGAAAUAGGUACCUAGAUAUCCUGAGCUUACGCUGGUAAAGCCCUAAACAGCGCCUAAAUAAAAACUUCAUGACCCGUUUGUUAUUAGUCCCUGGCAGGUGGACAUGGGAGGUUUUAAUAUA
This is a messenger RNA of Annulohypoxylon maeteangense, 1498 nucleotides long. RefSeq lists its product as uncharacterized. NCBI's taxonomy places the organism in Eukaryota, Fungi, Ascomycota, Sordariomycetes, Xylariales, Hypoxylaceae. Bases 270 to 1298 code for a protein of 342 amino acids. The record is from RefSeq and is a predicted model, not a curated record. Gene Ontology annotation, biological process: mycotoxin biosynthetic process. The transcript has 4 exons.